This is a messenger RNA of Cavia porcellus (domestic guinea pig), 3392 nucleotides long. RefSeq names its product mixed lineage kinase domain like pseudokinase (gene Mlkl). The transcript has 11 exons. The coding region runs from base 135 to 1523 and encodes 462 amino acids. The record is from RefSeq and is a predicted model, not a curated record. Gene Ontology annotation, molecular function: protein kinase activity; ATP binding. Lineage: Eukaryota; Metazoa; Chordata; Mammalia; Rodentia; Caviidae. Gene Ontology annotation, biological process: protein phosphorylation; cell surface receptor signaling pathway.
CAGAAGCACCUCCUACUCUGGCCUCCACAGUUUUUCCCCACCUCCUGGCUGUCCCACUGAGUCCUGGUCACCAGCACUCCCUCAGACCUGUUUUUUUACCCAAUACCUGGCGCGUGUAGAGAGCUUAGCCAGAUAUGGAUCAAUUGGGUAAGAUCUUCUCCUUAGGCCAGCAAAUCCUGAAGCAGAGUAAUGAGAUGAAAUACUGCCAGCGUCAGAGCCGGCGUCUACGGGAACGUGUGAGCAGUCUCCUUGAGGCUGUGCAGUGGCUCCAACGAGACCGGAUGGAGACCCUGCCCCCUCAGAUAACUGCUGCCCUAGACAAUUUUGAAAAUGCCCUGAAGAAAGCUAAGGAAAUGAUAGAAAAGUUCAACACUGAUUGCAAAAUCAAGAAGUUUCUAAUGGCAAGUAACAACAAGAUACUCUUUGAGGAAGUCAACGGGAAGCUGGCAGAUGUCUGGGAGGUGUUCAUGAUGAACCUUCAGAUUGCUCAACACUUGAGCAUUUCAAGAAUCAGUAAAAGGGAAUUCUGGGCACAGGAAGAUAAGCUUGAUGCAGAGCAAGACAGACAACUGCCAAGCCUGAGAAAGGAUAAAAACACGGAAGCUAUACUGAAGGGCAUAGAAGAAAUCAAGGACACCUUGAAGGACCUACCAAGAGCCAUGAAGGAGACAGCCCAGGAGAAAAUCCAGGAAAUUAAAGAGGAGGAGCUAUCAGGAUCCCCGUGGAAACUGAGGAAGCAGAGUGAAUUCAGCGAACUUUACGAGGGAGAGUAUUACAGGUCUCCGGUGGCCAUCAAAGUGUUCAUUAAGACUCAGGCCAAAAGCACUGGUAUAGUGAGAACGCAUUUCCGCAGAGAGAUCAGCAACAUGCGGAAGUUUGACUCCCCCAGCAUCCUGCGUAUAUUUGGGAUUUGCAUUAUAGAAAAAGCAGGAAGUUCGCCUCGGUUCUGCCUGGUCACGGAGUACUGCGAGCGCGGGAGCCUGCGGGACGUGCUGGAUGAGGAAAAGAACCUGCGGCUGGACUCGCGCGAGCUGCUGGCCCGAGGAGCAGCCCAAGGCUUGUACAGGUUACACCAUUCUGGAGUCCCACACCUCCACAGGAACCUUAGCAGCUCCAGCUUCCUGGUCACCCGCAGCUACGAAGUGAAGCUCACAGGAUUUGAGUUGAGAGAAACGCAGACCUCCAUCAGUCAGGAAAUUAUGGAGCCCAAAACAGCCUACUUAUCACCCCAGAGACUGGAAAAUCCGUUUAAUAAAUACGACAUUAAAGCUGAAAUAUACAGCUUUGGAAUCGUCCUCUGGGAAAUCGCCACGGGGAAGAUCCCUUUUGAAGGCUAUAAUUCUAAGGAGAUCUACCAGCUGGUGUUUGGGAAGCGGCAGCAGGAGCCACUGGGUGGAGACUGUUCUCCCCUGCUACAGGAGGUCAUUGAUGGGUGCCGGGCCUACGAGCCCUCUGUGCGGCCCUCUGUGGAUGAAAUCCUACAGAAACUGUCCUCUGUUACUGAGAAGUGUGUGAAAACCUGAAGCAAGGAGUCCUGGACAAGAUGGUGAGAAACAGGAACUAGACAUCUCUGACUUGAACAUUUUGAUAAAUGAUUUCCUGUGUCCACGCCUCUUGGCAAUGUGACUUUGCCAUCAUCCCAUUAAAUGGAGUGUCAGUUGGGCCCUGCAGUACCCACUUGUAAUCACAGCACUUGGAAGCCUGAGGCGGGAGAAUUGCCUUGAGUUUGAGGCAAACCUGGGCUGGCUACGUCAUGAGUUCAAGGACAGCCUGAACUAUAUGGCAAGAUCCUGUCUCAAAAACAGAAGAAAAAAAAAAUCAAAGUCUGUGCCCUCCCACUUGAAUUUAGCUGGCAUUGUGACUUGACUUAAUGUGAAAGAAGUGACGGUAUAUGUCAGUUCCAAGCCUAGACUUCAAGAGGCCUUACAAUGUCUACUCCCUCUCUUGGACCCCUACCCAGACAUGAGCCACCUGGACUAGUGAGCUGGAGGACAAGAGCCAAAUGGAGGGACACCUGUCCCAGCUGAGAUUCCAUGAGACCAGUCAGCCUCCCCACUGACCUUGGUGAGACCGAAGAACCUUCCAGCAGAGCCCAGCCCUGCUUGCUCACAGAAUCAGGAGUGAAAUAAAUGAAUCAUUGGAUUCAGCCAUGAACCUUUUGGGUAGUUUUCUAUACAACAGUGGUCCCUGAGUAUAUGCAGGUCAGCGAUGCUUUCUGCCACUGAACUGAGUACAAACUCCCCAUUUGGAUACCCAUGACCUUGGAUCUCCAACUCCACUUGAUUUUCCAUGCCAGAUCCCAGUGCUGUCCCGCUGGGACAGCAACCUCUGACCCCCAGAGGACCCAGCAGGAAAGCUGAGUCAGGGAGCUGAGCCUCUAGGGGACUUGAAGGAAAGGAUGAGCUUUAAGGAAAUCACCCUUUCUGCUCAGCUGUUUUGUAAUCAUGCAGAAACAGGAUCUUACUGUUUCAGAGCUGUACAUUUAUUGAAACAAGCUAGCUAAUUGGAUUUUUCUGUUAAUUGUCUCUGUUUUCAAAAGUUGGUAUCUCAUUAGAAAUUAUUUUAAUGUAUGAGACAUAGAAAAUGCCAGGUGGGUUGGGGAUUUAGCUCAGUGGUUUAAGCACCUGCCUGGCAAGCAUGAAGUCAUGAGUUCAAUCCCCAGCAUCAAAAAACAAAAAAGAAAGAAAAGAAAAUGCCAGGCAUGGGGACGUAUGCUUGUUAUCCCAGCGCUCAGAAGGUUAAAGCAGGAGGAUCACUGUGAGUUUAAGGCCAGUCUGGGCUACACAGUGAGUUCAGGGCCAGUGUGAACUACACUACCUGUCUCAAAAAACAAAUGUGAUCAUAGGAGCUGCCAGACUGAAACCCAUGUCUCCAGCACAGGGCCCUUUUGUCUGCACUGUUUAUAACUUUGCUCAUGAUGCAUGUCCAGCUCAGAAUACACCCACUCCCGUCUCUGCAUAUUGCUUUUCCCCAGAACUCACCCAAACAAUCCACAGUUGCCAGGUGUGGUGGUACUCAUUAUAAUCCUAGCACUUGGGAGGCUGAGGCAGGUGGAUCGCUGUGGGAAGCCCUGUAAUUGGCUGCCACCUUAUAUCUGCAGGCCAUACCACCUUAACAGCUACGGGUGUACCACUUUAACAUUUGCAGGCCGUACUACCUUAACUCCCUAGGAGUUAAGUUUGGUAGUUAAGCAGCACCUUGCCUACCUAGCUUGCUUGAUCUAUUCAGAAAUUAUGUUACUCAGCCCGCACCAGGAAAUUUGAAUUGACCUAUAACCCUCAGUCCUGCCAGUAUUGCUAAGUUACCUGCUGAGGUCUCAGAACCCAAAUCUCCCCCCCUCAAUACCCUAUAUAUUUGUUACUCCUUCCGUGAAUAAAGGAGACUUGAUCGGA